AUGGUCAAGUCUAACCAGAAGACUAAUAAAGUAGUGAGCGAAAAACUCGAUCCAAAAUCGCUCAAUACUAACCCUCAACGAUCUAAUCCAUAUUCUACAGUUGUCUAUAAUGAUAAUGCACCCAAGGCAUCACCCAAAUCAAAAUGCAGCAUUUCACGCAUCAUUUGCGUACAACUGUGUGUCCUGUUAGGACUGUUGGUGUUAGCAGCAAUCAUCAUUCCUAUUGUCGUGUUAGUAAAAGAUAAUACGUCUCAGACACCAGCGUGCUCGAAAACAUAUUCAGAUACUUUCAUAAAUGGAGUUAGUUCAUCUUCACAGUGUGCAGCAUGGCAAUCCUUUCUUGCUAGCUUGACUUGUACGACCUAUUCAACACUACGAAUCUAUGGUUCGAAUGACCCAGUUGGCAUAGUUCUGAAUGAUCCAAAUGUUGUGACUGCUUUGGCAGUAGCGUUGCGAUAUAACACAUCAAUCAUCGCUCCGUCGAAUGGAGUGAAUUGGAGAGCAUAUCUAUGUAGCGGUGGCAUGGAAAUAACUACGACAGGAUGCUUCUGUUGUUGUAGCGUAGGUUACAUAUUACGACCAUGUUGGAACAGUGGUUAUUGGGGUGGUAUUCUGACAACACCAUGUGUUGGUCCAACGCAAACGUUGUCUAUUCAUUUCGAAUGA
This is a messenger RNA of Adineta ricciae, 666 nucleotides long. The record is from the annotation of a GenBank genome assembly. NCBI's taxonomy places the organism in Eukaryota, Metazoa, Rotifera, Eurotatoria, Adinetida, Adinetidae.